AUGGAGCAGGUGACUGCCAUUACUCUGAUCGCCGAUAUAUUCAGCAAUCUGUAUGCAUACAUCGACUCUGUUGUGUGCGAUGUCAGAAAACACCCGCUCUUGCAUCCCAAGAUCCAUCUAGUCAAGGGGGUCAAUAAAUGGUAUGUGUCCUUGUACAGGAGAGAUACAGUGAUCUACCUGACUUGGCCCGAAUGCGAGGCACAAGUCAGUGGAUUUCCCGGCAUGAAGCACUGCUCCUUUAUGCACCUGCAAGAUGUGAUCGCAUUCUACAUAGACAAGGGCGAUGAAGGUGUCAUUCAGCCAGUCAGACCACUAAACAUGGGGAUUGGACAAACCCCAGCGAAGCCUCCUGCCAUGGCACCUUCCACGCCGAGUUCGAACCACCCUGAAGGUUCGUCACAGGCUCUCUUCUAUUAA
Messenger RNA from Sparassis crispa, 417 nucleotides. RefSeq lists its product as hypothetical. NCBI's taxonomy places the organism in Eukaryota, Fungi, Basidiomycota, Agaricomycetes, Polyporales, Sparassidaceae. The record is from RefSeq and is a predicted model, not a curated record. The coding region runs from base 1 to 417 and encodes 138 amino acids. The transcript has 2 exons.